GACGCUACUAGGUGCGCUCCUGGCCUUACUACUAGUAGCAAGAGGCUACUAGUAACACGUGGCCGCACCAACUGUGCGGGCCCACUCCGGUGCGCAUCCAACGAUGACGGAGACUCGUGGCCCUUGGGGGCUGCGACGAUGGGAGAUGAGACGAGCAUCUCGGCUUCGCUGUUUUCCACGAGCCGAAGGAUUGGAGCUUUGGGACGCAGAGGUCGUUGGGCACAGGCACUGGAAAAGUAUCGGCAGUUUGAACGGAGAGGAUUGAAAGGAGAUUUGACCAUGUUGAACAUCUUGCUGAAGGCAGUUUGCUCUCGUGGACAUUGGACAAAGGCAAUGCUUUGGCUAAAAAGUGGCGUCUCAUCCGACUGCUUCACUUGGAACACCUUGCUCCAAGGGAGCUCUCAAAAACAGAGUUGGUCAUCUACCCUUGGAAUUCUGGGACAUGUGCAAUCUCAAAGCUUGGUGGACGAAAUGAGCUUCAACACCGCAAUUGCAUCUCAGCUCGUAUCAACUUGGAAGUAUACAUCCUCUUUGUUGACACGGAUGUUCUGCCACCAGUUGCGUCGGGAUGUGGUGGGCUACUCGGCCCUGGCCUCCUGUGCAAGUGGAGAUCCGGUGCUUUGGGGCCAGGCAGUCGUGCAACUGCAGGUCAUGGACAACAUCAAUCUCUCACCCAAUUCGGUCAGCAUUGGUGCUUGCAUUUCUGCUUGUGCUAAUGCAGCUUCUUGGUGUGGAGCCAGCGCAUUGCUCCAAGACCACUUCGAACGAAAACUGGAACUCAACGUCAUUCUGCUUGCCUCCACGGCGUCUGCACACCAGCGAGAUCUUUCGAGUCAGUGGAGAAAAGCACUGAUGAUUCUGGAGAUGGGAGAGGACAGAAGCAUCCAGCUAAACACCUUUUUGCUUGGUUCCACUCUACAAGCCCACCCUAAGAGCAAGUGGGUGACCGCACUUGGAUGCUUUGCGGAGCUGGUUCGGAGGGCUCUACGUCUUACAGAUGCUUCCCGACGAUUUGUCCAUUAUGUUCUUUCUUUCGGGACCGAAUGAGUAGCGUAGGAGCAUUGCACCAAGAUGCACCAAGUGUAUCCAAGUGCGAGGUCAGUAUCGAACAGAAAGAGGUUCAAAUGUGUAGAGUUUGCUCUUGGACGAGGUUGCUGCAGCAAUUUUGGUUGGCACGGUUGUUUGGGAGAAGGCGCUUGAAGUCUUCUUGAAAAGUGCAGCUCAUGGGCUCCAAUUGAAUAAAGCUGGCAUGACCGCAGGCCUCAGCACCGUGGCAGAUGCCCAGCAUUGGCAGCGCACACUGGUCACCCUCCGCGCAGUGCCUACGAUGGGCACCCUCACGGCCCUCACCACCACUGUGGUGGCGCUGGCACGCGCACGGCGGAGGGCGGAAGCGACCAAGGUGUUGCAGGAGAUGCGCUUUGGAGCGGUAGAGGUGGAUCGAGUGGCGCAAGGACUUUCGGCAGGAUCCGAUUCUACAGACUGCUGGCAUCGCUGCUUUUGAGGCCUCUGGUCAGUGGCUCUUGGCGCUCUGGGUUCUGCAUGAAAAUCCGAGGUCGACUGCUGCGGUGAAUGCAGCCGUGGCCGUGGCUCAGCGACGGUUCUUGUGGGCCUUGGCACUACAGCUCUUAUCUCAGGGUUUGGAACGCCAAGUGGAAACGGAUCUUUUGUCUUGGACGUCUACUAUUGGCGCUUGCUCACGAGCUGUGACACGAGUUUUCGAAACUGCAAAACUGUGGCGAUGGCCCCUGAAGCUUUUGGACUCCUUGAAGCUGCAGCGCUUGCAGCCUGCGCUGUUGACGAUCACAGAGGCUGCAUCUAUUCCGGAACCCUGCACCUCGCCAAGGCUUUUGCGCUUCUUGCAAGAGGUAGCUGCUGCAAGCACAUGUUUUCGGCCAUCAAUGAUCAGCUCAUAGUAGGAAUCCAGGAAGGUGGUGAGCAUGCCGUACAGGGUCCAUACGUUUGAAGACCUAAUCAAACAAUGAGCAAGCCAGCCUUCCAUGCAUGGCUUUCUAGCCAUGCUCGUGACAUCUCGUGACUUGUAUUGCACGAAAGCUCUCGUCAUCAUUCACUUUGACUUUGUCGAGAUGCCUCAGGGGUUGUACAGCUUUGACGCCUCAUUUCAGUCAGCGCAAUGCCAUUGGAUGCCUUUGCACCAAAAAAGGGC
This is a messenger RNA of Durusdinium trenchii, 2167 nucleotides long. The record is from the annotation of a GenBank genome assembly. Lineage: Eukaryota; Dinophyceae; Suessiales; Symbiodiniaceae.